CAUUUCACCAAAUAUCUUUGCAUCAGGCAAUUAUUUUCUUCACAAGUGAUCCAAUACAAGAAAGAUAAUCGAUUUUGCAUCUUUAAAUACGAUUAAGCUCAAAAAACUGUAAUGCGGGACUGUGAGAACCAAAAUGUUGAAUCCCAGUUGGAGGAAGAUAGCGAGACACUUCAGUAACUAUGUUAGAAUAGUCGAAGUGGGGCCACGCGAUGGAUUGCAAAAUGAGUCAGUUAUCGUACCAGCUUUGACAAAAAUCAGUUUUAUAAAUAAACUCUCUGAAACUGGUCUGAAGACUAUAGAAGCAACGAGUUUUGUUUCUCCCAAAUGGAUUCCACAGAUGGGGGACAACGAGGAAGUCUUCAAAGGUAUCAACGUCAAACCUGGCGUUAGCUACCCCGUCCUGGUUCCAAACCUCCAGGGAUUGCAACAGGCUUUGGAUGCCGGUGUGAAGGAAGUUGCCAUCUUUGGUGCAGCUUCGGAAGCAUUCAGCAGAAAGAACAUAAACUGUUCGAUUGCAAAGAGCAUUGAAAGGUUUUCUCUAAUCACAGAACAGGCUGCGCAUCGCAAUAUCAGAGUCAGAGCCUACAUAUCUUGCAUCGUUGGAUGUCCAUAUGAAGGUGAAGUUAAACCGUCAGUCGUAGCAAGCCUCGCUGCAUCCAUGCUCGAACUUGGAUGCUAUGAGGUAUCAUUGGGUGAUACCAUUGGCGUUGGAACGCCCAGAAAGAUAAAAGCAGUUCUCAACGAGUUAAAAACUUUAUCCCCAUCUGGAACCUUCUCUGAGUUUGCACUUCAUUGCCAUGAUACUUUUGGACAAGCAUUAGCAAACAUUUAUUCUAGCUUAGAUUUUGGUAUCAGAAUAUUCGACUCAUCUGUUGCUGGUCUCGGAGGCUGUCCGUACGCCGCUGGUGCUUCUGGAAAUGUUGCAACGGAAGAUUUACUGUACUUUCUCAAUGGGCAAGGUCUUGAGUCUGGCGUCGAUUUGAACAAAAUUAUUGAUGUCGGAGAUUACAUCAGCACACAAAUUCGUAGAGAGAACAGAUCCAAAGUCGGUGUUGCAGUACUUGGAAAAGAGAAGCUCACCAGAAUGAAAAACUAAUUUGGAGAAAAUCUGUGAUAAUCGUUGUAAUAUGCAAAUACUGUUUUUCAAAUACAAAAAACG
This is a messenger RNA of Diprion similis, 1159 nucleotides long. RefSeq names its product hydroxymethylglutaryl-CoA lyase, mitochondrial (gene Hmgcl). Gene Ontology annotation, molecular function: hydroxymethylglutaryl-CoA lyase activity. Lineage: Eukaryota; Metazoa; Arthropoda; Insecta; Hymenoptera; Diprionidae. Gene Ontology annotation, biological process: ketone body biosynthetic process; L-leucine catabolic process. Bases 134 to 1096 code for a protein of 320 amino acids. The record is from RefSeq and is a predicted model, not a curated record. The transcript has 2 exons.